UGAGCGUAGUAGGUUGUGUCUUUGUACGUCCCGCCGUCGUUUUGUGUGGAGCACUGCAUACAACUUUUUUCCUUGUUUCAACUCUAAUUUCCGAUUCGUUGAUACCGCACGAGCUAACGGCAGUCAGACGAACAACAUCCAAUGCCGGAUGGUACUAAAAUUAACGUGAAAACAGUAUUUUUCGUUUUUUGUGAAUAGUCAAAGUUCCAGUUGCAGCAGUACGGGGUCAAAGAUUGUGGCUGCACGGUUUCAGUCAAUUGGAAAAGCGUUUGUUCCUUGCUGGUUUCUAUGAGGAGGCUUUUGUUCGGUUUGUGAACAUCAGAAGCUAGGUUUUGGAUAAAUGUUUUACGAGUGAAAUCAAAAAAUCAUAUACUGUGGAGUUUGUAGCUCGUCUAUAAAAAUUCAGCGGUGUUAAUAAGGAAAUUCUCUGUAGUAGUGAAAUAUGAAAUAUCAGUGCAAAUUUAUCAAAUUUCUGUAACAGCACAGUUUUUGAUUGAUUCAGUGAAAAAAGGUCCAAGCAAGGCUACGACAUAAGUUUUCUGCGACAAACCGUACCCGACUUCCAGUCCGGCAUUGCAUUGGUGUGAGGAGUACGACAGUGUACUUUUAUAGUGAACGGUAAAGAAUACCACUGCUGAUCAAACAGCAGCAAAGGAAACGCUCUAAACCAGUUUCCGGCAGGUUUUGUGGCGGUUGUGACGUAUUCUAAAUCAUAGAAGAACUACAAAACGCAUCACGUUCCCGCCAAUAUAAAGCCAGUCCGUAAUUUUCCAAAACGACACUAUCGGAAUUCAAGAUUGUGACAGCUAACUAUGUCGAGUCAACAGAAGCAUCGCAUCCAGGUUCCAGAUGGAUUACGCGACGUGCUGCUGGAAUUCUCGAUAGCUUACCUACUGGAACAGCCGGGCGAUGUGAUCGACUACGCGGUGGAGUUUUUCUCAAAACUACAGGAAAACCGAAAGACCACCAUGAUCACAUCGGCCGAGCCCGCAUCCCCGGACGAAAGCAUAAUGUCACACGAAGAAGAACCCCUAGUGAACCGGUACGCCUCACGCAGGAAAUCAGUGUUCGCGGAGACAUACGAUCCAGAAAAUGACGACGAUGAUGACGGAGCAAGAGCGAUAUUUCCCAAGACGGACGAACAACGGGCACGAUUGUGUGAUUCAGUCAAAAAUAUCCUGCUAUUCCGGUCGCUCGAUAAGGAACAGAUGAAUGAAGUGUUAGAUGCCAUGUUCGAAAAGAAAGUCAAAGCGAAAGAUUAUAUUAUAAAACAAGGAGAUGAUGGGGAUAAUUUCUACGUCAUUGAGUCAGGAGUUUACAAAGCAUAUGUCGGCGAGGAUCAGAAACACAUACACACAUACGAGAAUAGCGGCAGCUUCGGCGAACUAGCUUUAUUAUAUAACAUGCCAAGAGCUGCUACGAUUCAAGCCGAAACGGAAGGUCAACUGUGGGCGAUGGAUCGCCAGACGUUCCGAAGAAUAUUGCUCAAGUCUGCCUUCCGGAAACGAAAGAUGUACGAGGCAUUACUCGAUGCGGUUCCUAUGCUGAAAACUUUACAGAGCUACGAGCGAAUGAACCUGGCCGAUGCUCUUGUACCUCGAACUUAUGCGAAGGGCGAAAGAAUCAUCAAACAAGGUGACGUUGCCGACGGGAUGUACUUCAUUGAGGAUGGCAAAGUGUCGAUCCGCAUCCAGCAGGAUGUUGGUGAGGUUGAAAUUUCGGACCUGGAGAAAGGACAGUACUUCGGAGAGUUGGCAUUGGUGACUCAUCGGCCACGUGCAGCUUCAGCGUACGCAGUGGAUAACGUGAAAGUGGCAUUUUUGGACGUGGACGCAUUCGAGCGACUCCUUGGUCCAUGCAUGGACAUCAUGAAGCGCAAUAUCGGAGAUUAUGAGUCACAGUUGUUGAAAAUAUUCGGUAGCAAGAACAAUAUUUCCGACAUCCGAUAAGCGCCAGUCGUCUACACCUUCCAGUCUUAAUUGCUUGUAGUUGUAGAAGUAGAAAAAAGCAGUAGAUACUACCCACACUGUUCCUAGCCGUCGCCCAAUAUAUAUCCAAAUUUGAAGCUAGUGUUGGGUAGUGUCCCAUAGAGUAGCGGUUACAUGUUGCCGGGGUGUAUUUUCUCUACCAUCUGAAGAUCAACUUGGGAGGUUGGCGUUUGAGUUUAAACUUUUCACAUCCUAACAUCACUGAAGACUAACAGCAGCGAAGCUCAAAGGUCACUUUCCAUAGAGCAGCUCACGGAGGGUAGCAGACUAGACAGUCCAGCAAUAUCAAAAACACAAACAACACAACUCUCGUAAUCGGACCGCGUACGUAGUCAGUCGGAAGUGACGUGUUCAACGUUAGCAGAAUUGAACAACUCGACGCAGCAGAGGAUGCCAUCAUUGUUUUGCAAGUAAUUAGUAGUACUACUAGGUUAGAGAAAUAUCGGAUAAAUCAAUGCGGAUCGGUAGCAGUAAACAAGCAAUUGCGCGGAUAGAAUCUAUAGCAAACCGAGAGCUUAAUAGCGAGAAAGACGAGAGCAUGAUGUAAGCCACCACCGUCGCCACCAGCAUCAGUUUUCGAUUUAAAUGAUUAUAAUACAAAUGAUGAAAUCAAUUUAAAUUAUUAGAUAUUACAAAAUAACAAACGGAUAUGGAGCAGAAUACUUUCAUUGUUUUAGUUUUAACUGUUUCUGAGAAUGGAAUAAUGCCAAAUACAUGAAGAAAUUGAAAUAAAAAAAAUAUGUGUGUGUCAUUACAGUAAAAACAAAACUGAGACAUCAAAAUAUUGACAGCAACAACAAACAGCAGAUGAGUGUAACUUGAUGGUAGUAUAAUUAAACAAAAUGAGAGUUAAUGGAAUUUUUGAUCAACUAUUCGUGAAUCAAGCAAAAAGCAACAAAAGCAAAAAAAUCUAGUGUAACUAUUGAUAACAAAGGAAAAAAAACAAAAAACAAAAUACAUGCUGACAACAUGAAAACAAAGUAAUAAGCAAGAUUUUAAAUUAUUUCUGUUAUUUAUUUAAAAGCAAAAAAAAAAUUGAUGGAAAAACACAAAAAAUCUUAUCUAGCUAAACUAUGGUAGCGUUUAAGUAUACUUCAAACAGUGUUUAACGUAUAAUAAAAGCAAAAUAUCACUCUAUAAAUUAUAUGAUAUAAAAAAGCAAAUCAUCAGCAGAGAUUUAAUUUAAGAAAAGUUAUGCAUAAAAUAUAUUUAAAAAUCUAGAUCAGCUAUAAAAAGAUAAUAUAAUUAAUGGUAGAACCAUAAGGAGAACACACACCGUGAGAAGACAACUGAUAAAUGAUAAGACUUUGAUGCCGCUUCAAACUAUAGGAAAAUCAAUUUAUAACAAACAAAAAAGAAAUCAAAUAUGCACAAAGCUAGAAUCGUAAACGUAAUGUGUUAAAGCAAACCAAUCAUGUAGCGCUGUCGCAUAAAAAAAGAAAGGCUGGCGCGUAUCCUUUCCAGUCUUAACUAAAACGGUACCAAAUCAAUUGCGUACUGUGCCCCAGAGGCAAAUGUAAAUCACAAACAACACAUGUGUCAUAUCGAAAAUAACUCAACACGGUUUUAUACCCUUAAGUAUAACAAUUAUGCUCUUGCACGGGAAGAAUUCAUCCGCAGAUUAUUCAAUCGAAUGGCGUACGCGAAAAAAGUAAAUUCAUGACGAAUAACUGGAAGAUAAUUAGUGUUCCUGAGAGAAAGCGCGUGACUGAAGUAUUGAAAACGUUAAGAGAAACUUUGGCAGCAUACAGCAGCAAGCAUAUGCCAUUAUGUAUAACAUAAGCUGUUAGUAAUGGGAAUUGCAUUUGAGCUGUGCUAUGAAUCAUCAGUUCUGCCAGAAGAACGGAGCAACAGCUUUAUUUUUCUAAACAAACAUUCUUUGAAAUGAACCACAGGCUACCAGAAUAAAAUGGUUUCAUAUCAGUUAAUUCGUCAUAGCACUAGAACUAGAGCAAUUGGCAGUCAUGGUGACAUUUCGGUAAUUACAAACAUAUAUUUGAUUUCAGUAGUUUAACUGCGAGGUGAAGUCACUAGAUUUGCUUCAUUGUUCCUAACAUAUUUUUUAUUCGUUACCUACAGGUCUGUUUUCCGGUGGUACGAUCUUUUCAAUGUUUUUCUUGCAACGGCGCAUCUAAAAUAAACAAUCAAACGUUGAUAUUCUGCUUUUCUCUCAGCCACUGAUUCAAAUGAGAGUAAAACUAAACGACUGCAAGCGUAACUAGAAAUAAAAUGAAGAUACUUACAUACAUGUGUACCAACCAGAAUAAGACAACAAAAUCUUUCGAGAAUAUUUCACUGCAAGUUAUAGACUUUUCGUACUUUUGGAGAGAUAUAUAACAUGAGCUUACACACGUGUGUUUUUACCCUUGUAAGACAAUAUAUACAAAACCUAGCAAAAAGGAUUUACUACUACCAACACUACUACUACUACUACUACUAUCGCCACUAAAUAAACCCGCACAGAAUACAUGAAACAAGUACUGUAUCUUCUAAGGAUACAGCAAGAUACAAACUCUAACAACAUAACAGUCUGCAAAACAGCCUAGUUUUUCAACGCACUGCAGUGUCGUUUUCAGACAACAGCUUGCAUAAUUUUCGAACAGUUUAACGAGCUCCCACGCUCGAGUUUUUUCUCUCAUUGUUGAUUUUCCAAUAGACACCAGAGCAUUCUUUUCGAUGAGAGCUAUUGAUUGGUUUUAAUUGCACGCUACAAAAAGAUGAAGAAAUGCUGCACCCAAAACUGCACUAACUAGAGAGUAUAUUUUUGUGUAGAAAAUGCUGGACAUUUUCGUUUUUUUACCGAUUUCGCUCCUGACACCAGCCUGCCAGCAGGUAGAAAAAUCUCACCGCGCGAAUAGUUAAAACAUUAUCGCAUAAAUCUCACGAGAGCGGCACAAGACGAUGACAAAAUAAAAGAAAAAGCAAAUGCCCAGUAUCACUACAGACGAACAGUGAAUAUGUUAAACUGAGUAGCACUAGUUUGGUUUAAUUACUUUACUAUAACUAACACUGUUUGUAUUAUCAUUCUAUCAGUUUAUGAUAUGAAUAUCUAUGAUUCAUUGUUGUCAUUUCAAUAUUUAGUUUCAGUGUUUGAGCUUGCCUACAUUGCCACGAAAAUAUGUAUAUUUAACUUACAACAUGGAUAUUGAUAUGCUAACAUCAAAUAUGAAUACAAAUAAUACAUGUUUUUCUAUCCCGUUUGAAAAAAAAUCCUGCCGUCCUGCGGAAUUCUAAUGGUUAUUUUACUGUUUAAAUGCAUUAUUUAUUUGUCUAUUGAAACUUGAUUACUGAAAAUAAUUCAAUGCUUAGUAUAAUUUUAAGCGAUUAAAUGAUUACACUCAAAUUUCACUUGCAAAGAUACACAGACAUAUAAACUAAAACACACGCUCACAAUCAGUAAAAACAUAUAGUGAAACCAACGCUGAGGAAUAACAUGCAUACAGCUACACAAAACAAUGAUGAUUAAUUGAAACAUUAACAAGGGACGAGUGAAAGAAGAAGAAAAAAAAACAAAGAAAUGCAUACUGUUACUGUCUCGUUAUUAAAGGUGUCGUAUAACGGUAGUGAACAAAAAGGAUGAAAUUAAAUAUUAAA
This is a messenger RNA of Sabethes cyaneus, 5582 nucleotides long. It is a transcript of the gene Pka-R2, whose product is annotated as cAMP-dependent protein kinase type II regulatory subunit. The coding region runs from base 813 to 1949 and encodes 378 amino acids. Gene Ontology annotation, cellular component: cAMP-dependent protein kinase complex. Gene Ontology annotation, molecular function: cAMP-dependent protein kinase regulator activity. NCBI's taxonomy places the organism in Eukaryota, Metazoa, Arthropoda, Insecta, Diptera, Culicidae. The transcript is spliced from 10 exons. Gene Ontology annotation, biological process: regulation of protein phosphorylation. The record is from RefSeq and is a predicted model, not a curated record.